AUGCCUUCCGCUCCCCGCCGUCAUGCGACUUCGUGUGACUUCGUGCCGACUCCUGUCAACCCCAUUGCUGAAACGUCGCCCUUACUGCAUAUCCCCCAUACAACCUCUGCUCGCCCCCCGCCCCCCCCCGCCCGUUUCCCACAUCCAAUACCAGGCUCCUGCCGCCAUGUGUCCACUGUUGAUAGGUCCACGGAUUUGGUCGAAACAUCUACUUUUCUCUCCUCUCUACCCCCCACCUCCCCCUUGCAAGUGGGGUGCAAAGAAUCGGCUCGCUCAUUCCCUCCCCGCCCUCUCAUCCCGUCCCCACCCUCUCAUCCUCUCCCCACCCUCUCAUUCUCUCCCAUCCCUCUCAAAAUCUUCCCUCCCUCUCAUCCUCUCCCCACCCUCUCAUCCUCUCCCAUCCCUCUCAUCCUCUCCCCACCCUCUCCUCCCCUCCCUAACGCGCCGUUACGACCUACCGUGCAAAGGCAAUUCUAUCGAAGCCACAUCCUCACAGGGAAGGGAAGGAGCAUGCCACUUAAGAUGGCAGUGUACUCUCGGUUGAAAGCAGUCACUUCUUUCAUCCAAGGGCCUUUUUGCUUCCUCUUAUUGCACGCCAUGCCAUAA
Molecule: messenger RNA, 606 nt
Organism: Closterium sp. Naga37s-1
Lineage: Eukaryota; Viridiplantae; Streptophyta; Zygnematophyceae; Desmidiales; Closteriaceae
Source: the annotation of a GenBank genome assembly